Molecule: messenger RNA, 1035 nt
Organism: Owenia fusiformis
Lineage: Eukaryota; Metazoa; Annelida; Polychaeta; Sabellida; Oweniidae
Source: the annotation of a GenBank genome assembly
CCUAAAUUAUCAAAGCGAGAUAAUCUGAUUAUGAAUGACUAUGUUAUAAAAACUAUAUAUAAUACAUACAAAAGAAAAACCAAUCAUGUAAUUUUGUGAUCACAUCACAAAUGUCACAAAAAUGAAGUGAUUUAGGUAUUUAAGUGUUAUAAUUUGUGAAAUUAGUUGCUGUCAUAUUGGUCAACGAUUUCAACAGGGAGGUUCUCAUAUGCAUCAUGGUAUUAUGCCCUUGUUUACUAAGUCGAUCAAGUCAUUUUUGGUCUCCUUUUCCAAGCGCAGGUUUUUUUCGUAUAAAGUUUUUAGAUUGGGGUUUCUCCUGUUUUUUCUUUGGAGGUCAAGUUGAGGUGUUAUAGCAGAUGUGUGAUCAUACUUGAAGUCAACUAUGUACAGCUGGCCUCUUGAUAAAGUGAUCUCAUCGACCUUGAGCCAAUUCACCCUCUCCCCAGUCUCUGCAAUGGUGAAGUUGUUCAUCUUGCCAGAUCUUGGAAGUCAUAAAUGUCUGCUUGGUCAUUCCCACAACUUUGUAUGGUGGUGAAGUUUUCUUUACUGCUUGUCCUUAGUAAUGCUCUUGGGAAUAGAUUUCAAUAUCCUUUUUUUCUCUUUUAAUAUUUCAGUAUUUCUUUCAAUAUUCUUGAAUUAUGACAAUGAUUCCACUAAAUGCUAUGCUAAUCACAAACUAUAGUGCACAGGACUAUAUUCAUUGUGGUGGUGCACAACACUACCAAUUAAUUUCUUAUUCAUCAAACCAAUUCUCUUCUGAAAGAAAUAAAUUAAAUUCAGAUAGAAGGAAGAUGGAAGCCAGUAUACACAUGGUCCACUUGAAAUGUCUCUCUGAUGAGACUUACACAACAAGAUGGGAUGACGAUGCGCACAUGACGACCAAGGUGGCCAUGUAUCCACUGCUGAUAUUGUCUUACGCAAUAUCUUACGCUUAUUUCAUGACCAUUGUAUUUUUCAAUGAACUUAUAUUAUAUAAGGCAUUUACAUGCAAAAAAGUUAGAAUCUGGCAGUUAUUGUAGUCAGUCUAUUAAUAAC